Pelagomonas calceolata is the source of this 2495-nucleotide messenger RNA. NCBI's taxonomy places the organism in Eukaryota, Pelagophyceae, Pelagomonadales, Pelagomonadaceae. The record is from the annotation of a GenBank genome assembly.
CGCAGAGAGGUCGCGAGACGCGUGGAAGCUCUCCGUGCCUCUGCGGCAUCGCAAGCACGAGCGAAGGCACAUUCCUGCUCUUGCCGACCAGCGCGAGGUCUGCUGCGGCAGUUCAGGCGCUCCGUUUGCCCACGCGCUGCGCAUUGCUCCCGAAACCGAGCUCGAGUCACUGGCAGCAUUGUCAUGUGGCGCCUCGCCGCAGCCCUCGUGCUCGCCGCGGCGAGCGCGCUCUACGACGACGUCGAGCACGUCACGAAAUUCACAACCAGUGAAGAUGCGGAAAAGGCCAUCUUCGGCGACGACGCGAACGUGUAUGUCGUCCACUUCUACCAGGGCCCGAACGACGAGGGUGUGGUAGAUGAGCACUCGCCGACGAUCACGGCCGCCUUCGCGGGCGCCGCGAAGGAGCUCGCGGAUUUAGGUGUGAAGGCGGCCUGCAUUGACGUGGCGGACGAGAACAUGCUCAAAAUAGCGAAGCGGUUCAAUUUAAGAACCGUGCCGCACGUCGUCGGCGUCGGCGCCGAAAGUAGAGCGAACCCGUACACCGGGAAAAUCGACCGCGCCGUUGAGGUCUACGAGCCGCUCGCGACGCGCGGGUCGCUGACCAAGACGGAAUUUAAAAGAUGGGUCUCGUCGAAGGUCUUCCCCGCUGAUAGUGUGGCGCGCGUCGCCACGAAAGACGAGCUGGCGGCGGUGCCGGGGCCGCUCGCGGUGCUGCUCACGGAGCGCGCCACCACCUCGGCGCUGGCCAAGUCGCUGGGCGUGGCGCUGCGCGGCCGGCUGUCCAUCGUCGAGGUGCAGUCGUCGUCGGAGUUGGGCGAGGCGGUCCACGGCGACGAGGCCCUCCCGCGCUUCGUCGCGUCCAAGGAAUCGAUGGACGCCGCGUCCCUAAAAACGGCGGACGCCUUCGACGGCGACCUCCGCGACCGUUCUGCUGUUUUAGAAUGGCUCGAGAUCUUCGCGCUCAAAGAAAGACGUCCUGCCUCGUCAGCAAAGAAGGAAGAAAAGCCUCAAGAAAACGAGGAGGGCUGGCCCGCGGGAUAUAGUGUAGAGACGGCUUCUACAAAAGACGAGCUCGAGAAGAUUCUGGAGAGGGAGCCCGCCGUCGUCGCCUACCGCAAGGGCGCGUCCGUCGCUUCCUUCGCUCAUAAAGUGGUGGAAAUGGACGGCGCCGACGCGGUGUCGUGCGUGGAGGUCGACUGCGAUGGUUUCAAAGGACCGGUCUGUGAUGGAAAUGACUACGUCUACUACCCGUAUGGCGAGGACAAGACCCCCGUCGUCGAAGAGGACGGCAUGUCAGCUUUCGGCGAGGCGGCGCUGUCGCUGCCCGUCGCGGACGUUUUUCCGGUUUCGGGCAAGCCGGACAUCGAGACCUUUCUGCGGCUGAGCGUGACGCAUCCUGAUGAUGACAAUGCACCUGUGGGCCUCGUCGUCUUCGCGAAGAAGCACGACGUGAGUCCCACCGUUCGAGCCGCGGCCACGACUCUCGCGAGGCACGCGGGCGUCCGCGUCGCCCAGUGGUCUUCACCUAGCCUUGCGGAAGUCGCCGAGUACGGCGUCCAGAAGCUCCCCGCGUUAUUAGCUUUUUAUGCCACCGACGCCCCGGAGGGCGCCGACCUCCCGCCCGGCCAAAAGGCGGUGGGCGCCGCGGCCUACCCGCGGUCGCAGUUCGGCCCGGUCACGUUCAUGUCUCUCCUGUCGUUCAUGUCCUCGUUUUUACAACAAGUGGCGCCGGAGACGGCCCAAGAGCUCAUCGAUGGCAUCCGCGAAAGUAGUAGAGUCGACCCCUCGUCGAUGCGAGGCGAGUCUUCGACGAGCAGCACACCUGUAAGUAAGGGACCGACCUUCGCGGACCUGAACGACCCUGCGGCCUGGGACGAGCGGUGCGGCGCGAAGGCGUCCGCCGCGUUAUGUGCCGUGGCAUUGCUCGACGAGCACGGCCGCGCGGCCUUUGCCGACGAAAAGGCGAUCGCGGAAAGUGUAGCCAAGUCCGAGCAGCCGUCGCCCUUCGCCUUCGGCUGGGUCGACGGCGCCUGCCACGCCGACUUCGCGGCUUCGUUCGACGUCGACGAUUCCAAGCUGCCGACCGUCAUCGCCUACGCCCCGAAGAAGGAGCGCUACGCGGCGUUGGUGGGGCGGUACUCGGCGGCGGACGUCCGGGCGUUCCUGCGGGGCGUCCUGCGGGGCAGCAUCGGCACGGCACCGCUCCGGGCGCCGCUUUCAUUGACCGAGGCCGACUGCGCCGCGGUGCACGCGUCGAGACAGGCGCCCGUCGAGGAGGAGGACGCUCUUGAUGAUGAUUUUAUGGCCGAAUUAUUAGCGGAGGAGGCCGCGGCGAAAAAGGCUUUGGAGGAGGAGGCCGCGGCCGAGUCGAAGCGGCUCAAGGAGGAGCUCGAGGCGUCCAAGAAGAAGCCCGACGCGCCCAAGAAGAAAAAGAAGAAAAAGAAGAAGAAGAAGUCCUCGGAGCUGUGAGGGCACUAAGUACAUUUAAUCUU